Messenger RNA from Microthlaspi erraticum, 4695 nucleotides. NCBI's taxonomy places the organism in Eukaryota, Viridiplantae, Streptophyta, Magnoliopsida, Brassicales, Brassicaceae. The record is from the annotation of a GenBank genome assembly.
AUGGCGAAGACAAGAGGAGGAGGUCAAGUUGGUUCUCGUCGUAGUAGACGUAAGCAAGGCUUGGAGGUAGAAGAGAUAACACCACAAGUUGCUCCAGCAACAACACUAAAGGUGAAUAAGAAAAGAAAAGCAAAGAAAGUGGCUACGAGCAGUAGUACUAGAAACAAGAAAGUGGCUGCUCAAGAUGAUGAGGUAGAAGAUAUUACACCGCAAGAUAAUGUGGUUGAAGAUGUAAUACCGCAAGAUGAUGCUGUUGACAAUGUAACACCAUCAUCCAUGGAGGCUGAUCAGACUGAGAAAGCAAUGUCUGAAAAUGAGAAAGAAGAUUCUGAGAUAGAAGGAGAAGCUUGUUUGACUGGACAAGAACAGAAGGAGGAUGAAGAAGAAGCUCCGAAUAUUGACGAAGCUAUUGAGAUGGAAAAAGAUGGUGUUGGCAAUGGUCAAGAUAAUGCGAUUCCUAGCAACACUGAUGAAGGAAGUCAGGUUUCAGUUACUUUCAACGACUUUGGUGAUCAUGUUGGAUCUGGUUCAAUAACAUUAUCAUCUUUUCUUGGUGUCCUUGUGAGGGAACACGUCCCGGUUACAAUUUCUGAUUGGAGAAAAGUUGAUACAAUGACUAAACAAGCAAUGUGGGAAGAAAUUCAGGGGAGGUUUAACUUGCAAGAAAAAUGGCAGAGAGUUGUUAUUUUCAAGCAAAUGGGAAAUAUCUGGAGGGGUUGGAAGUCAAGGCUAUUGAGCAAGACUAACGCAGCUUUCAUGGAAAUAAGUGACAAGUACAGGAAGAUGAGACAAAAUCAGAUUCCUCACACCACCAGCCGCAAAGGAAUGCUUCGUUUAGCUGAUGAUAUGAAAAAAAAGAGUAAAGACCCAAGUAAGGUGACUAGGAGUAAGGUAUGGAUUGCGGGUCACACUCAUGCUAAUGGUAGACCUGUGAAGCCUCAAUUUGCCGAGACUAUUGAACAAAUACAAUCACUUGAUAGUGAAAUGGACUCUACAUCAGCUGUUGAUAACAUAAGGGAAGAUGCUGUGAGCAAGAUUUUGGGAAAAGACAAACCUGGACGAGUAAGGGGCUUUGGUAGAGGGAUUACGGCUACUAAGUUAGCAUUUUUGCAAUCUAGAGACGCAGAGAUGGCUGAAAUGAAAAGUGAGAUUGAAGAGUUAAAGGGCAUUGUCCGAGACUUAGCUGGAAAGAAGGUAAUCCAUUUCAUUACAUUUGGAGAUGUAGUUGUUGGUGAAGGGGAAUUCCGUUAUGCUGAACCGAUGUACAAAAUUGGUCGUAUACCAAUUGGUCCUAAUGCAAUGGCUGUCCUUGUUAAGUCUGCACUAAGCUCAGAAGCUUCUCUCUGGAGGCCUACAACAGAUGUGUUAUAUCUUGAGGAAGCUGUGGGAUGCAAAAUACCUUGGCCAAUGGACAAGGUGCUUUUGUAUAAGGAUCCAGUCGCUUCUGAAAAUGUAUCCAUGCAAAACAAGGAAGGUGAGACUCGAAGAUGCAAAAUAAAUGAUUGGACUAAUAAAGACGAUGAGGUUAUUGCUGAAGGUGUUGUGUGCUCAUCUAACUCCAAAGAGAAGGUUAACAAUAUACCUCUAGGUCCAAGUGCUGUUUGUAGAGAUUGCCGCAAUUUAUGCCAUCAGUCGGUAGAGGAAAUUGUUGAGCAUCUAGUGAUAAGGGGUAUGGAUAAGAAGUAUAAGACUUCUUGUUGGAGUAUUCAUGGUGAAAAAAGAGCAUCUACAGAAGACAGUGGUCGUCGACAUGAAACAGAGGCAUUUGACUUGUUUAAGACAGCAUUCUCUAUGAAUGAAGGUGAACCAAAUCAGACGAAUGGUGAUGAAGCAUUAGAGGCAAACGACGAUGAAGCAGUAGAGGAAACUCAGUUUAGGAAAAAGUUAAGAGAAGCUGAAACUCCAUUGUACUCUGAUUGUAUCAAAUACACAAAGGUUUCAGCAAUUAUGGGACUUUACAGAUUCAAGGUUAAGAGUGGUGUGUCAGAGAACUACUUUGAUCAGCUGUUGGAUUUAAUAAAGGACAUGCUACCUGAAGACAAUAAUGAUUGCAUUCUAUAUAGGAAGGAGUUUGAGAAGUUAGAUAGCUGUCCAAGAUGCAAAGUUUCAAGAUGGGAAAAGGAUAAGCACAGUAAUGAGAUAAAGGUUGGGAUUCCAACAAAGGUCCUUAGAUAUUUUCCAAUCAAGGACAGAUUUAGGAGGAUGUUUAGAUCAAACAAGAUGGCUGAAGAUUUGCGGUGGCACUAUACCAAUGGCACUGAAGAUGGUACAAUGCGACACCCGGUUGAUUCUAUAUCUUGGGCACAAGUGAAUGCUAAAUGGCCAGACUUUUCUGCUGAACCAAGGAAUCUUCGCCUUGGGAUUUCUACAGAUGGGAUGAACCCUUUCUCCAUGCAAAACACCAAUCACAGCACAUGGCCAGUGUUGUUGGUGAACUAUAACACGCCUCCGACUAUGUGUAUGAAGGCUGAGAAUAUAAUGUUGACUUUGUUGAUCCCUGGUCCAACAGCUCCUGGUAAUAACAUAGAUGUUUACUUGGCUCCACUGAUAGACGAUCUAAAAGAUUUGUGGGCUGAGGGUAUUGAAGUCUAUGACUCAUUUGCGAAGGAGAAUUUCACACUUAGAGCCAUGCUGCUUUGGAGUAUCAGUGACUAUCCAGCCUUAGGAACAUUGUCUGGAUGUAAAGUGAAGGGGAAACAAGCCUGCAAUGUAUGUGGAAAGGAUACACCUUCCAGAUGGCUUAAGUUUAGCCGUAAGUUUGUCUAUAUGGGGAACAGAAAGAGACUGCCGCCGGGCCAUCGUUACAGAUAUAAAAAAGCUUGGUUUGACAACACUGUUGAGGAAGGGAAUGCCAAAAGGAUACAAACUGGCGAUGAAAUAUAUCAGACACUUCAAGCUUUUAGGAAUGAUUUUGGAAAACCUCUAGACAAGGAAAAUAAAAGAAAAAGAGCUGAGUUGGAAGAUGAUGAGGUGGUUCAAGAAGAAGAGUGUGAAGAAUCGAAUGAUCUAUGGCGGUGGAAGAAGAGAUCAAUAUUCUUUGAACUACCUUACUGGAAGGAUUUGCCUGUUCGUCACAAUAUUGAUGUUAUGCAUGUAGAAAAAAAUGUGUCGGAUGCUAUAUUGUCUAUCUUGAUGCAAAGUGCUAAGUCAAAGGAUGGUUUGAAAGCAAGAAAAGACUUAGAAGAUAUUGGAAUCAGAAAUCACUUGCACACAGAGGUCAGGGGAAAGAAAACAUACUUACCUCCAGCAGCCUAUUGGUUAUCCAAGAAAGAGAAGACCAUUUUCUGCCAAAGGUUAUCUAAGUUUAGAGGUCCUGAUGGUUAUUGUGGAAAUAUUGCGAAUAGUGUUUCAGUUAACCCUCCAAAUAUAGGUAGUUUAAAGUCGCAUGAUCAUCAUGUCCUAGUCCAGAACUUGUUACCGGCUGCAUUAAGAGGGUUGCUACAUAAGGGUCCUAGGAUUGCCAUAAGUAGAUUAUGCAGUUACUUCAACAGGUUGUGUCAGCGCAUCAUCGACCCAGAGAAACUUAUGACAAUGGAGACAGAGUUUGUGGAAACAAUGUGUCAACUGGAGCGCUUCUUCCCUCCAUCCCUUUUUGAUAUCAUGUUCCACCUUCCAAUACAUCUAUCAAAAGAGGCACGUUUGGGAGGACCAGUCCACUUCCGCUGGAUGUAUCCCUUCGAAAGGUACAUGAAAACACUUAAGGCUUUUGUUAAGAAUCAUGCAAGGCCAGAAGCAUGUAUGGCUGAGGGGUAUUUAGCUGGAGAAUGCGUUGCAUUUUGUUUAGAGUUCCUUAAAGAUUCAGUACCAGUUCAAGAAACAGUUAACCGCAAUGAAGAUAUUGAGGCUGAUAGAAGCGUGAUUGAAGGUCGACCUCUGCAGAAGGGUAUAGAAGUUACUCUAUCAGAUAAAGAUAGAGACACUGCACAUCGCUAUGUGCUAAUGAACAUGGCAUCUUUGAAUCCUUAUGUCGAGAAGCAUUUGGAAGAAUUACAAGCUAAUGAUGCUCGAUGUGCUAAAAAUGAAACUUUGUUGUGGAAAAACCAUACUGAGCAGUUUGCACAAUGGCUUAAAAUAAAGAUUCAUUCAGACUCAACAAAUAGUCAUUCUAAAGAGAUAAGGUGGUUGGCAUUUGGACCAAGAAAUGUUGCUGUAGCACAUAAAGGAUUUAUCGUUAAUAGGCAACGGUUUCAUACAGAUGCGGUUAAGCGGAAGACGCAAAACAGUGGAGUAACUUAUGAAGCAUUUAGCAUGUGUAGAUCAAGUGCUCGAGAUAUGAGACAAGUCGCUGAUAUACUUACAUAUUAUGGAGUGAUAAAGGAGAUUUUACUUAUGGACUAUCACAUGUUCAAAGUGCCGCUGUUUAGAUGCAAUUGGGCCAACACAGGGAAUGGUGUGAAGGAGGAAGAUCGUUUCACUCUUGUCAACCUUCAUAUGAACAAAACAGCCUAUUUGAAAGAUCCAUUCAUUCUACCUUCUCAAGCAAAACAGGUUUUCUACUCUAGGGAAGAUAAUAAUUCAAAUUGGUAUGUUGUUAUGAGAGCACCACCUAGAGGCUAUCAUGAGUUGGAAACAGAAGAGAAUUUAAGUGGUCCACCUUUGCCUAUCCAAGAACUCGAUGAUUUGGAUGAUGAAGCUUGUGAUGAUGAUAGUGUUUAUGUUAGGGAUGAUUGUGAAGGCUUGUUAGUGGUAGAUUGA